Molecule: messenger RNA, 1001 nt
Organism: Papilio machaon (common yellow swallowtail)
Lineage: Eukaryota; Metazoa; Arthropoda; Insecta; Lepidoptera; Papilionidae
Product: trypsin 3A1
Exons: 6
Coding region: 33-950 (305 amino acids)
Biological process (GO): proteolysis
Molecular function (GO): serine-type endopeptidase activity
Source: RefSeq, a predicted model, not a curated record
AUUCAGUUGGGUAGGUUCGCGAGUCGUUAGUCAUGUAUAAACUCAUUUAUAUAUUCCUCACUUUAGUUACGCUGGUGUUUUGUGAACAAAAUGUAACAGAAUAUAAAGGUCUGCUAACAUCAGACUGCACCAAAGCUUAUUUCCGCAUGUACGUGACGCGCCGCGUGCCGCCCAGGAACUAUUUCUACGUCCACGAAACACUCGAUCCUGAACAAUUGCUCGUCAGUGGCAACACAGCUCAUACAAAUAAUACAGAUGUCGAUGUGAAGUUCCGCAUAGUGGGGGGUAAGAUAGUGUCAAUAACGGAGGUGCCGUACCAAGUGCUAUACGGGCGCUAUUGCGGGGGCAGCCUGAUCGCUCCGCAGUGGGUCAUCACCGCAGCUCAUUGUAAAGACAGAGAGACGUUCAUUUUGGCGGGAUCAACUCAACGCAGCCGGGCGCAGAAGUACCGCAUCUGCGCACACUUCAUCCACCCACUGUGGAAUGCGACAGCCGGUGUCAGUCACGACUACGACUACCAGCUGGUGCUGUUGGAGACGCCGGUGCCCGUCACGCCCAGCUCGCGGCCCAUCGCCAUCGGCAGCCUCGAGGACAUCCGGCCGGGGAACAUGGUCGCCAUCAGCGGCUGGGGACAUCUUCAGUUCAAGAAAAGCCGAAUGCAAGACCUAGUCCGGCGGGUGUACGUCCCUGUGAUGGCGGACGAUGAGUGUCGCGCGUUGCCCCACGGCUACUUCCGCAACAUAACGCCGCGUAUGUUCUGCGCCGGAUACCUCGACGGGGCCAAGGACUCUUGUCAGGGUGAUUCUGGCGGGCCCGCAGUGAUCAACGGCAAGCUGAUUGGCAUCGUAUCGUUCGGCGUGAGCUGCGCCGCGCCGCGCCAGCCCGGUGUAUACAGCAAAGUUCCCGCCGUGCGGGACUGGAUUCGCGCAGUCACCGCAUUGCCACUAUAACUUGCCUCACUACGCUCGAAAUCAAUAUUCGAUCCUUGAGAUCGAUCAGAA